GGGUGCGUUUACAAGGCGUCUGUCAUAUGAACGUCGUGAACACACAACUCUCUUUCUAUUUUGUUCACUCUCUCGCUCUCCUCUCUAUUUGUUAUUGUAAAUUUUUCAACCAAAACAAACCAUUUCCAUUGUCCCACUUUGUUUGUUUUUAUUUUCAAACACAUUUAUAAUAUACCGGCUCCAAUGCUUCGAUAGUAUUCGUACGUACCUUCGAUUUAUUGCUAUUAUUUUCAUGGAACUUGGUUUUGUUUUUCUGAUUCGAAUUUCGUUAUGCAUUCAGGUUUGGUUUAAUGACAUUCAAUCAAACUCACUUUUUUGGCACUACAAAGAAAUGUUUACAUUAGCCCGAUGGAGCACCACUACAUCUACAUCGAAUGUUCCUAUUGGAUUGUACGAUCGUGUGUGUGAGCGUACAAAAAACGUAAAUGUAUCACAACAUUGGAGAGCAGUAAACAAAGAGACAUCAAUACAAUAUUCUCAGCUGAACGUACAACAACAAAUUUUGUAAGAAGUUAUAUUUCGACGAAAAAUUUAUUCCCAGUAAUCAGUUAAUGUCAAAAAGCACUACAUGAGCUAAAAUAUUAUCAUUUUAUAAACAUUUAAUUUCUCUAGUUUAAUUUGUUAUGUGUAGAUUGUCAGAAUUGUGAACAUUGCAGUGUAAGUUUUCUUGUUUUCAUAUCGAGGAGAUAGUUACAAAAUUGGGUUUGUGAAGCGAAAAUGGCCAUGUCUACCGUUUUACCGUAUCGUAUUAGAUAUGCAAGUGGCAGAGGUUCAUGCACAAAAUGUGGGUCAGAGAUUGCCAAAGGUACAUUAACACUGGCAAUCAUUGAACAGAGUAUGACGGACGAUUGUAUGGAGCCAAAGUGGUUUGAUCAAGAUUGUUUCUUUAAACAUCGUCGACCUGUAUCGGAAACACUUAUCGAUGGAUUUACCAAUCUACGUAGUGCACAUCAGGAUGAUAUUCGAAAACUUCUCCGUAGUGGCAUAUCGAAUACCACUAGAAAUCCAAUGGACUCUGACCAACCACCCGAGAAAAAGAAUUGUCCCGUUGAAAUGGAAGCCGUCGAACUGGAGAGAGAAAUCAAGAAACAGAAUAAGGAAUUUUUCGAACUUCGUGGCAAACUCAAAGCCAAUUCGAAAAAAGAAGAUCGCAUUGCUAUUCUACAAUUUAACAAACAGUUCAUUCCCGAAGGAAAUUCCGAGAUUUUAAAUCAUCUCACCGAUAUUCUCUGCUUUGGAGCUCUGGCACCGUGUUCAAUGUGUAAGGAUGGGCAAAUGGUAUUGAAAAAUUCAAUUUAUUGUUGUACAGGGAACAUUUCCGAAUGGUCAAAAUGCGUCAACACAGCCAAAACACCCAAUCGUGUUCCAGUUCAAAUACCUGAAAAAUAUCAAAUUUUCUUGCGAGGCAAUUUCAAAGUUCGUGCACGCAUCCUCAACGAUGUGCCAAAAAUUAACGACGAAGAUUACGAGCUUUACGUGAAACAACCGCUCUUCGGUAUGGAAUUCAUGAUUGUUAGCAAAUCGAAAGGGGAGAUAGAAAAUAAGAUUAAACAUAUGGGCGGAAAUUUGGUUGAAGAAAUCCAUGAGAAUCUGGCUGCUAUCAUAUCAAAUCCAGCGGAAGUAUCGAAAAUGGGACCAAUUAUGGAAAAUGCGAAAACUUAUGGAAUACAUGUCGUAUCUGGGGCAUUUAUUGACGCGAUCAAAAAUACUGAUCCACUUCAGUUAAUUGUCAUGUAUGAUCUGAGCGGUUGGGGGCAAGAUCCCAAAGAACGAUUGCCACAAAUGCAGAACGAUGCUAAUAAUUUGGAUGUUCCUGGCACCAGCGGCAUGUCGAAUGUUCAAAGCAUUAAAUGGAAAUACGGAAGCGUUGUUGAUCCAGAUUCCAAACUCGAGAACGUCGCCCAUGUUUAUUGCGAUGAUAAACUAAAGUUUUACGCAAUUUUGGAUUUGGUGGACAUCGCUGCGAAUAAAAACUCCUAUUUCAAAAUGCAACUUUUGGAGUCGGAUAAAGAGCAAAUGUUCUGGCUAUUUGUUUCCAAAGGUCGAAUAGCCACAUUAAUUGGUUCCGUCGACGUAAAACCAUAUAGUAAUUUGCUCGAAGCAAUCGCAGCAUUCAAAAAUUUAUACCUCGAAAAAACUGGCAAUGAGUUUGGAACGGAUGUGUUUGUGAAAAAGCCGGGAAAAUACAAUCAAAUGAAUGUUGAUCAUGGAAUUGAACGGGAAAAAGUGCUGACGGAAGGCAAGAAAAUCGAUUAUUCAUUGUCAACGUCGAGUUUAAGCCCGUCGCUGUUCAAUUUGAUCGAAUGGCUGUUUGAUGUUGACGUAAUGCAAUCAGCGCUAAUCGGUUUCGAUAUCGACCUCGACAAAAUGCCACUGGGUAAAAUUAGCGAGCAACAAAUUCAAAGUGCAAUCAAACUGUUGAAGGAAAUUGAAUCGCUAUUGCCGCAGAAUCCUUCAGUUGCGUGUUCUAGAAAGAUUUUCGAUGCAACCAACCAGUUUUACUCACAAAUCCCACAUUCGUUCGGUGUUCAGCGUCCGCCGUUGUUAAACACGAAAGAGAUGAUUGAGAAAAAAUUUGAAAUGUUAUACGCCCUGCAACAAAUGGACAUAACUUACAGCCUACUCUCCGAAAAUGUCGAAGAAGGAAGAAAUCCGAUUGAUAUUCACUAUAGGACACUGAGAAAUACGGUCGAAAUCCUUGAUCUUGAUAAACAAUCCGCUGAAUAUGAUGAAAUAAGCCGUUAUGUAACAAACACAGCACUGUCCGGCGACAAUGGAGCGUUCCGCCUUGAGUUGCUUGAUGUGUUCAAAGUUUCGCGUCGCAAAGAAAAUGAAACAUUUGCACCGUUCGAAGGAACGGAGAACCGUAAGCUUCUCUGGCAUGGUUCUCUGUUCACGAAUUUUGUCGGCAUUCUAACGAAUGGAUUGAGAAUUCCAGAUCGCAGUGGCAUGUUCGGGAAGGCCAUAUACUUUUCUGAUUCUGUAUCAAAAUCGGCAAACUACUGUAAAAUCGUUAACUCGACUGACAACGGUCUUUUGGCACUGUGUGAAGUAGCAUUGGGUCGCUGUCUAGACGUCUUCACAUAUGAUGGUUUCUCAAUCAACAAUGUUCGCAAUCAUGACACAGUCAAAGCAUUCGGUUUUUAUAGUCCCGAAUCAGACCACGUACGGCCAGAUGGAUUGAUUGUUCCAAAUGGUGAACUUCAGUUCAGAAAUGAUCAAAGAAACUAUGUCCUUACAUUCAACGAGUAUGCUGUAUAUUCAUCCGAACGGGUGAAGAUCAGAUAUCUUGUCAAAUUGAAAUUUGUUAACUGGCCAGUUGGCCCUGCUGCAUUUGUCGCUCCAGCAAUUCCCAGGAAUAUACCAAACCGUCUAUAUCGGGCGCUUCGUAUACCAGCGAUACCUCCGAUUGUUCAAAAUUUACCCAACAUACCAAAUCCGAACAAUCCAGUAAAUCCACCGAAUGCUCAAGCUGUUCGAAAUCCACCUCGUCAGUGGUGGCAUAAUCGUCGCAAUCGAUUGCAGCAGAAUAAUCCCGCAACUGGCUAAACAAAUCAUGAUAUUUUCCAAAUGUUGUUUCCAACGAAAUUCAUUGUCCUCCGAAUUAUAAUCUCAGGGAAAACCAUUUAUGUUUACUUCCUACUUUAUGGCUAAGCAUUACGUUCAUAAUAUUAAUAGUAUUGGUAGUAAAGGUUUGCCUUUGAACUAAUUUUCUUAUGACUUUAAGAAUUAUAUGUUUAAAUUGACAAUUAACUAAAUGAACGAAAAUCAACAGAAAUUUUACGAAGGAUUAUCUCCAUACAAUUUAGUUGACAAUUAUGAAAAUUUAUUCAGUUUUUGCUUAAGAGGGUGAAUUAUACUAAACUAUUGGAAAAAGUAAAAAAAAUGAUAAGAAAAAAAUUCAUUCUAACCAACAGGAAUUUCUUCGACUUGUAUUUCGAAUAUUUCUUAAUAAAAAAAAAUAUUUCGUCGAUUGUUCAAACACAAACAAAA
Sitodiplosis mosellana (orange wheat blossom midge) is the source of this 3993-nucleotide messenger RNA. Its product is annotated as poly [ADP-ribose] polymerase-like. The record is from RefSeq and is a predicted model, not a curated record. Gene Ontology annotation, cellular component: nucleus. The transcript has 9 exons. Gene Ontology annotation, molecular function: DNA binding; NAD binding; zinc ion binding. Bases 718 to 3549 code for a protein of 943 amino acids. Lineage: Eukaryota; Metazoa; Arthropoda; Insecta; Diptera; Cecidomyiidae.